AUGGCUGGUAAGGAAAUCAAUGGUGACUACGCAGUAGAAAUCCAUGAGUAUUUAUCCACGUUUGAGAGCGCCAUCGGGGCAGUGGGUGACAUGCUGAAUGUCAUGAUGUCUGCUUCUAGAAAUGAGCUACUGCAGAAGUUGGAUCCACUUGAACAAGCAAAGGUGGAUUUGGUUUCUGCAUACACAUUAAAUUCAACGAUUUGGGUUUAUUUGGCAACUCAAGGAGUGAAUCCUAAGGAGUAUCCAGUGAAGCAGGAAUUGGAAAGGAUCAGAGUGUACAUGAACAAAGUGAAAGAGAUAAACGACAAGAGGAAGGCUGCCAAGCUGGACAGAGGCGCUGCUGCACAAUUUGUGAAAAAUGCUCUCUGGGAACCAAAACCAAAAAAUGCAUCGAAGGUUGCUAAAAGAAAAAAAUAA
Jaculus jaculus (lesser Egyptian jerboa) is the source of this 417-nucleotide messenger RNA. RefSeq names its product nuclear nucleic acid-binding protein C1D-like. The transcript has a single exon. The record is from RefSeq and is a predicted model, not a curated record. Gene Ontology annotation, biological process: regulation of gene expression; maturation of 5.8S rRNA. Lineage: Eukaryota; Metazoa; Chordata; Mammalia; Rodentia; Dipodidae. Gene Ontology annotation, cellular component: nucleolus; exosome (RNase complex). Gene Ontology annotation, molecular function: DNA binding; RNA binding. The coding region runs from base 1 to 417 and encodes 138 amino acids.